AUGAACACAAGUACGAGGCCGAAUGCGGCCGCCCCUCCACAGCCCAUAGGCAUCCCGCCGCUGCCGCCACUCCAGCAGACGUUGUUCCAGCCCUACACGCCCGUUACGGCCUCGUCCAUGAUGGGGCGGGAUUCGCUGCCGUCCAACGCCUCGGUGUCGAGCACCCCGGGCCCGCCCAACGAGCAGAUGCCACUCGGCGCCGGCACCCAGGCCCAGAAGCGAGCCUACCGCCAGAGGCGAAAGGACCCCAGCUGCGACGCCUGCCGCGAGCGCAAGGUCAAGUGUGAUGCUACCGAGACCACCAGCUGCUCCGAGUGCUCGAGCCGCAACGUCAAGUGCCAGUUCACAAAGGAGACCAACCGGCGCAUGUCGUCCAUCAAGCAGGUCCAGGACCUGGAGAGGCAGCUGGACAAGAUACGCCAGGAGAACAAUAGCUUGCGCCGCAUGCUGCAGGACCGCGAUGGCGGCUCCAUGGACCUUGACGUGGACGGGCCGGACCAGCUGGCGCUGCAGCCGCAGCUCCCCGAGAUCGGCUCGCAGCCGCGGCGUAAAAAGAGGCCCGAGCCAACACACGAGUUCUCGAGGGUGAGGGCGAGCAUGCGCAACUCCUCCAAGGGCGUGUGGAAGCCCCCAGCGCCCUACCGCGCCCCUCGGCCAGCCGCGCAGCCUUUCGAUUCACCGAGACCCGAGCUGCCGACCAGGGCCACAACAGAGCAACUGCUGAAGAGCUACUACUCGUCUGUUCACACCACGUUCCCGAUACUGCAUUGGACCACCUUCCAGCAGGGAAUAGACGGCCUCUACAGGCCAGGGGGCCUCCAGGCCGCGCCUGCCAGCUUCGUCACCUGCUUCUUCGCCGUUCUUGCUGUCGGCAGCCUCUACUCUCCCGAGGCGGCGGUGCACCGCUCAGUCCUGGGCUCGGAGCUAGCGGACGCGGCGAGCAGGGCGAUCGACGCCUGGAGUAACGACUAUAACCUCGACCACGCGAGGGCGCAGCUGCUGAUGACCUUGUUUCUCUACGAGGUAAACAUGAAGUCGGCCGCGUGGACGUGGCUUGGCACGGCGGUGAGGAUUGCGCAGGAUCUCGGGUUGCAUUCGGAGGUGGGCUCCUGGGCGAUAGUCGAGGGCGAGAUGCGGCGGAGGAUAUGGUGGACCGUUUACAUCCUGGACAAGAGCAUAUCACUCGAGCUGGGGAAACCUUCGAUGAUCGACGACGCCGACUGCGACGUUUCCCUGCCCGCCGCAGUGGACGACCACUUCAUCGACGACCGGGGCAUGAGCGUCCCGCCGGGGUCGGAGCCUGUCACGCACUGCCUGCUCCCUGUGAUACACGUUGCGCGGUCAUACGCAGCCCUCAACCGAGUCCUGGCGAGCCCGACGAUCGCGCCGACGCAGCUCGCCACGUUCGACCAGCACUUUGCGUCGUGCUGGAGGACGUUCCCGGCCCCCUGCGACACGUCGAGCCACGCCCCGCUCUCGCCGCACAUGCUCAACCCGCUAACGUACCUCCUGCACGCCCGCCUGCUCCUCCACCGACACAACCUCGCGCCGACAUGUCCUCCCGAGACGCGCCGGGCGGCGCUCGAACAGUGUAUGCACACGGCGGUCGACACGGCGGAGCUCCUGACGCGAACGACGUCCUCGCUGCCCGACAGCGCCACGUCCCUGCUAACCACCCACAUCUUCCGCUGCGCCCUCUUCCUCCUCCUGACGGGCUACCUCGACCAGGCCUCCAUGUGCGUGCGCGCCCUGGCGGCCAUAGGGCCCCGCCGCGACGUCGCGAACCCCUGCGGCCGCGCGCCGAGUACGCGGGCCUGCUGGCGGCGAGCACGGGCGGCUCGCCCAGCCUCCACCACCACCACAACCCCCCAUCCCCACCACUCGCCCUACGGCGGCCACCAGCCCCCGCGCCCGGGCGGCGGCCUCGAGGCGUUGCGGGAGGCCCUCCUGCGGGACGAGGAGCUCAUCGCGUACGUGAGCGCCGACCUCCAGGCCGAGGCCGACGCGGCGUGGAUCUGGGUCGGUGGCAAGAGGGACCAACAGGUCUCGUCGCCACUCGCGACGAGCCCGAGUUUCAGCAAGAGGCCGGGCGCCGGCCCGGGGGGACCCAGGAGCGCCAUCUUCAGCCCCGAGUGCCGCAGCGGCCUCUCUGAGGAUGAGGGUAGGGACUGGGGCGGCUGGGACCGCGUCGAGGGGUCCAUCAGGGGCCUGGCCUCGGAGACGGCAGCGUCGACGCCCACCGCCGCCGCCGCCGGCGGGCUGCCGCCCCUCCAGUCGUGGCCCGGAGCGCAGCAGCCCCCGGGCGGCGGCGGCGGCGGCGGCGGUGGCGCGUCGCAGAGGUUGCCGCCCGUCAAGCUCGAGCACCCGCAGUACCCCCAGGCGAGCGGGCCCAGUCCCGGACCUGGAAGCGCGAGCAGGGUGGAGGGGACCGGGAGCCCGACGGCCGCGGCGGGCAAGAGCAGGAGCCAGGAGCGCAUAAGCAUUGCGAAUAUUAUAUAACACGAGGGGACGACAUUAUCAACCUUCCCCACCCUGCCUGCCAACCGAAGAUACGGUUGCGGCAUGGCGGUUUGGCCGAUCGAAAGCGAUAUGGAACCCUUCGGCAUCGAUCCGAUCCGGGAACCUUAUGGGCCUCUAGCCCAUGCGAUAUUAUACUUGGUGACAGGGCCUUGGGGCAUGUAUCCGUCCGAUGGACGGCCCUGUCGGUUCGAACACUCUACUCGGACUUCUCGACACUAUGGCGAGAGAAGACGGGGAAAGAACAAGAAAGGACGGGAGAUUCUCAAAAAAAAAAAGCCUUAGGGAUGGAAACGAUCCCACGUUUUAUGACGGCACGCUACUUGUAUAGGGUGGUGACCAGUCCGGCGCACGGGGGGAAUGGAUGUCUGUUUAAUUUGCUGUGGCGACCACCACCUCGCCAAAGCAGGUCUUUAAAGAUGGGGAAGACGUGAAUGGGUGAUUAUUUGUACAAUAUAGUUUUUGUGUGUUAUUUCUCUCAUGUUUUUUCCGGUUCGGCCUUUUCCUUUACAAAUCGACGCUUCAUCACAAACUACAAACGCACUACCG
Molecule: messenger RNA, 3066 nt
Organism: Gaeumannomyces tritici R3-111a-1
Lineage: Eukaryota; Fungi; Ascomycota; Sordariomycetes; Magnaporthales; Magnaporthaceae
Exons: 2
Coding region: 1-2499 (832 amino acids)
Biological process (GO): regulation of DNA-templated transcription; DNA-templated transcription
Molecular function (GO): DNA binding; DNA-binding transcription factor activity, RNA polymerase II-specific; zinc ion binding
Source: RefSeq, a predicted model, not a curated record